Molecule: messenger RNA, 1445 nt
Organism: Andrographis paniculata
Lineage: Eukaryota; Viridiplantae; Streptophyta; Magnoliopsida; Lamiales; Acanthaceae
Product: signal peptide peptidase-like
Exons: 12
Coding region: 225-1247 (340 amino acids)
Biological process (GO): membrane protein proteolysis
Cellular component (GO): lumenal side of endoplasmic reticulum membrane; cytoplasmic side of endoplasmic reticulum membrane; membrane
Molecular function (GO): aspartic endopeptidase activity, intramembrane cleaving
Source: RefSeq, a predicted model, not a curated record
UAUAGAUUUUCCAGCUUUCGUUUUCUCUGUGGAAAAUCCAAAACCCCAAUUUCCCAAGUGCGUGAAAUUGCGCACUCUGAAGGAGCUCCAGAUCGAAAUUGUAGAUUUGUGCGUUGCAGGAAAACCCAAGCCCAAUCAGUUUCUUCUUGAUUGAAGAUUUGGGUUGCUAAUUUUGUAGUUUUUCUGGAGAAAAGUCAAGGAUACAUCACAAGUGAAGAUUUAGAAUGAAGAACAAUGAGCGUCUCGCCAAUUUGGCUUUGGCAGCUUUGACCCUAGCCCCACUUGUUGUGAAAGUAGACCCGAACUUAAAUGUCAUUUUGACAGCAUGUCUAACCGUAUAUGUUGGUUGCUACCGCUCUGUCAAGCCAACUCCCCCAUCUGAGUCUAUGUCCAGAGAACAUGCCAUGCGCUUCCCGUUGGUUGGGAGUGCGAUGUUGCUUUCACUGUUUUUGCUUUUCAAAUUUCUGUCUAAAGACUUGGUCAACGCAGUCUUGACAUGCUAUUUCUUUGUGCUUGGGAUCGCUGCUCUUUCGGCAACAUUACUUCCUGCAAUUAAAAGGUUUCUGCCCACUGCAUGGAAUGAAAAUCCCAUUAUCUGGCGUCUCCCAUAUUUCCGCUCUGUAGAGGUUGAGUUCACUAAAGCACAAGUUGUUGCUGCUAUUCCUGGAACCUUCUUUUGCGUGUGGUAUGCUUCUAAGAAGCAUUGGCUGGCCAACAAUAUAUUGGGCCUUGCAUUCUGCAUUCAGGGAAUUGAAAUGCUUUCACUGGGCUCAUUUAAAACUGGUGCUAUUCUCUUGGCUGGGCUUUUUGUAUAUGACAUAUUCUGGGUCUUUUUUACCCCUGUCAUGGUUAGUGUAGCUAAGUCUUUCGAUGCCCCAAUCAAGCUUUUAUUCCCAACCCGUGAUGCUGCACGCCCGUUUUCAAUGUUGGGGCUUGGUGAUAUAGUGAUCCCUGGAAUUUUUGUAGCGUUAGCACUAAGAUUUGAUGUGUCCAGAGGGAAAGAGAGCCAGUACUUUAAGAGCGCGUUUUUAGGAUACACUGCAGGUUUGAUCGCCACUAUCAUAGUAAUGAACUGGUUCCAAGCAGCACAGCCUGCACUGUUGUAUAUUGUGCCUGGGGUUAUCGGUUUUCUGGCAGCUCAUUGCAUAUGGAAUGGUGAAGUUAAACCUGUGUUAGCAUUUGAUGAGUCGAAAACAGCGACUAGUGCUGAAGAAACUGAUGCGGAUUCGAGCAAGAAAGAAGAAUGAUAUUGAUUGGUUGAUUUUGUGUGAGUUUUAAAAAUCCAGAUUUACUUGAAAAAAAACAUUGGAAGAGAUUUGUGAACUUUUUGCUUUACUACAAGGAAUUUUAUGAAAGUAGAACUGACAGACAAACAGACUAACUUAAGUGAACACAGAUUUUGAUGAUCAGCAAAACAACUUCUAUCGAGUUUUACCGUUUGGGAA